GGGUUUUAAUGCGACUUUUCAGUUGUUUUGUCUUACUAUGAGUAAACGUAUAAAAUGUGGCGACAGAAACGGGCUUUUUGAGCCAGGGUAUUACAUAACUGCGGGUGGGAUGGGGCGCCUGCGCAUCCAAUGAACGCACCCUACUAACUCUUGUAGCUUGCUAGUUAGCAGGCUUUCCUGUAGUGCCACCCAAGCAGUGUUAUUGUAAAAGCUAACGUUAGCUACCCAGCUAACUACCCCAGACAAACCGGCAACGUUUGGCGCUAACGUUAUUCACUUAAUUGUUUGCCAUUUUACGUGGAAGACUAUUCUAAUAUUGUGGUUUUAAUGCCACUCUCGAGAAAGAAUACGAGGACGACAUCUAUUUGAUCUUUUAUCUUAUUUACGUCGCCGGCGCACGUCUCGUGAAUAAAGACACAAUUUCCUAAGUGAGAUAACGUUAUCUCCAAGUACCGAUGGUUAUCACUGUCCACAACGAAUAAACGUUGUAUUUAGGUGUCUAAAAUGAAUGACUGGCGGCCCGCGCUCUUGGUCGCCGGCUGUUAGCUUGAGAGCGCGUGCUGCAGAAUUCUUAACAUCUUCCUGUGGCGACUGCAGCAAAAGCAACUUGGAGCUAGCCAACGGAGCAGCCUGCUUGUCCUGCUUCUGGGAAAUAUGUGGAGGGGAUCCUAAUUUCAGCAUCCUGGAAGUAGAAAGCACAGAAGAUCUGUGUCUCACACCACAGACAGGUGCAGUGUGUGGCCGGAGCAGCACAGAGGAACAAAGCUCUGGGGAGGAGGCGGUGCGGCAGCGUGCCUCUCCGGCUGUGGAUGUGCUGGGUGGCAACCCCCAGGCUGCACAGAAUGUGGCUGGGGUGUCACCUCGGCAUGCCCCGCAGCCGGUCGCAGCUGCCCCCCACCCAGUCCCUCCUUUUACCAGUCCGUCCACUGUGCCAUUGCUGGAGGGUAAAGACUCUAUGUUCCUCAACACGGAGAAAACACCCCAUCCACCUUGCCUGAGACUCUCCCGAUCAACGCAAAAGACAACCUUUCAGAAACAGGACCUACUGCGGAGAGUGUUGCUAACAUUGCAGGAACCUUGUCAACAUCCUUUACCGAGGACUGUAGUCACUCUCUUGAAAUGCAAAGGAUUCCAACACCCCUUUGCCAUCCUGUAUCCUCAAAUAUACAGAUCAGCAACACAAUGCAAGAGUUGCAAUACGGGUCACAAACAAAUGAAGAGAAAAGCCACUCAAAUAGUCAGACAAACCAGAGUGAACCAACAAAAGAGGUUGAUGGACUUGUGGUUUUCACGGGGUCAAAAGAGAAAAAAUCUGUCACGUUGGAAUAUAGACAAGAGACUGGAGCCAACAAGGAACAUGAUGGAAAAGAGCACACAGACGGAAAUUUUAUCUCACAACCCCAAUCUAAAAUCUGUUUCACAGCUUCAUUUCCUUCUGUCCCACAAUCAAGUGUUGAAUCUAAAGUCCAAGACACCACAGAAAUUAGAGCUAUGGAGCAAACUGACCACAAACAACCUGGCAGCCAAACCCCAUCCUCAAACCCUGCAGAGCAAGAGGGUGGUCGCCAGAACUCAAAUUCGCCUCUUCUCACUUUACCCUUAUUUAACAAAAACGAGAGGGAACAAACUGACUUGUCAAAAUCACAAGCUAAAAUCGUCAGGGAGAUCACUGUUGAUGCCAGAGAACUACAGAAUACAAAUUCAGUGGAAUCUCUUGAGAUAUUUGAGAAUGUUGAAAAGGCUGUUGACACUUCUCACAAAGAAACACCGCCUCCAACAGCUGAAGUACUUAAGACCUCUAAGACCAGAGAAAUGCUUUCUGGAUUAUGCUCCUCUCCUGUUAACACAAGCUCACUGUCAAGCACCACAUGUGACAGAGGAGAUGUUAAUGUUCAAAUGAUCUGCCAUCGCAAUGAAGGUGUGCAAGUGGAGAGUAAUGUUAGUCAUGGCCACCUCAUCAACCAACUUCACAGUGCUGCUACAAUGCAGCCAGAGUGCUCUUCCAUACAGGAGACUUUGUCAAAAGCAUCCCCUUCCCCUCUUAUGGUUGAAACGGGCUUAGUAGUGUCACUGCAGACUGACCAGGUUGUUGAAGCAGGAACAUCGUGCUCCUCUGACCAAAUUCCCACAACUGAAACGCCAUUGAUUGCGCAGCUUGUGCAUUCUACUGAUGCUCAAGAAAUUGUGGUUGUCAGAGAGGAGGGUCCUGUAAGUGGGCACUGGUCAGAAAUGCAUUUGAAUCCAAGUUACCUGCUUCAGCAGGAAGAUGGCAGUGUUUGUGAAGCUGCCAUUGUCAAUGAACUGAGCACUGAACUCUCUACUGGACAAGCAAAGCUGUAUGGGGAAUCUGUACAGACUGAUAUUGACUUAGAGUCACAGGCUGUGGAAGUGUAUGAGUUUUGUGGCUUGGUGGAGGAGGUUGCUGAGGAAACGGUAUGUGCCAGUAGUAGUUCACAGAUACCUCACUCCCCAGGCUAUGAGGUGAACUUAUUCAAUGCAUUACUCGACAACACUGAUGAUUACACUGUCAAAGAGGACCUAGAUUCUCAUCUUGAAACAUCUAUUCAUACAGUUAACGAAAAUGACAGUGUCAUAAUUUCCCAGCAGCCCAUACCAUCAUCGCUGGAUACAAAUCAAAUUCAGACUUGCUCUAAAAAUAACUCCCAUACUUUGUCCUUGCAAAACACAAGUGUAGCAACUGUUGGACAGCAUUUGAUAUUAGAUGCUACCCAGGCUGUUGAAGUUGCUAACUCAAGUGAGGUUUGUUUAGUUGAAGUAGCUGCUCUUACAUCUAAUUCAUUCACUGUCGAGCAGGCAGACAUCAGUGCACAAACUGUGACACCUCGUUCACAAGCUAGUGCAGCAGUCACAGACCUAACAGAUGUGAGUGUUUCUCCUGUGAAUCAAAUAGAUCCUCUAAAUCAGGAAGCAGAAGUAACAUCAUUAUCACUCAUAUCCCCAGUGCAAGUAGUUACUGGUGAGAACACAGGGAUGGACUCAUCCAUAGCUGUUUCACUGCAUGAUUUGGUAGUGGAAAACCAGCCAUCUCCGAAACAGUCCUCAGGAGUCACUGUUGUAAGUGCCACAAAACCUGAGGACUGUGUUUCUUCACAUGAAGAGACCAAAGAAACUGCUUCGACAGAGGCUCCAUUACAGAAUAUUCAAAAUGUUGUGACCACAGAAACUCCACUAGAUACCUUCUGCUCUCCUCCACCUGCUGGUAAGAUAGAUCCAAAGCUGCUCCUCCUUAAACCUGGAGUGACUCCUGUCUUAAAACAUCCGCCCUCCCUUUUGGCACAGAUGUCAAAGGAGCAAAAUGCAGCGGGCAACCUGGCCAAUGCUCACAGCUCUUGGCCUGGUACAGUGUCUGAAGAGUGCCUUUCCCAGACUGUCUCAACAGCAGACUCAAGAUGUACGGCUAUGACUCAGACGCAGUGCUCUGUCAGUAAAACUUCUCUAACAGCUCCCAACAUUCAAAUACAUCAGCCUGCUAUGAGCAGUGAGGUCACAAUCCAAAUUCACGAAACUGCAUCUGUCACCCCCGCAACUUCAAAAAGUGAAUCUGACACGGUGGCCUUAGCUGUUAGUGAAACAAUUCCUCAAUCUCAAAUUGUAGACAAUACAGAUGCCUCCCCACCCAGUAAACCUCACAGUGCUAAUGUAGUCCUUGCACCUUUGGAAAGGGAAAGUACAGCUAUAGUUUCCAUGACCUCAAAUGACUCUCUCAACCAGCCUGACUCUUUCCUUGUUGAGGAAGAGAGUGAGGAUAUGGAGCAGGACGAGACACUUGGAGAAACCGAACCACAGGAGGCCACUCCAGGACAGGUUAGCAGUGCAGAGGAAGGCAGUGACGAAGACCCUGAGACUGAGAAAACUGAAUGUGAUCUGGCAUCCCCCAGCUCUCCACACAAGCAUGGGCAGAGCAGGACAGACAAAAAGGCACUGUUCCAUAAGGUACGACAGUGGAUUGCAGACAGGGUUGCAGUGAACUCCUCCCCCGUCUCACCAUCAACGUCCUCUUCCUACCCUGGUCAAUCAUCCACCGGUGACUGGUCUACCCCACGAAGGGAGAAGGCUUCUCCUCUGAGAGGUCCGCAUGGCAAGUUCGUUUCUCCUUCCUCUGUUGGCUACAGUUCCUCCUCUUCCCCACCAGAUCAGAGUACACCUCAGCGAUCCCGUGGGGAGCGUCACACAGACAUGGCGGAGUUAGCUAAACAUGAAGCGGACAUAGAGCAUCGAACUCAGGCACUCAAGCGAGAAGGCUUCUGGUCAAUGAAGCGUCUCACUCGCUUGACAGAACCACCUCGACCAAAAGUUCACUGGGACUAUUUGUGUGAGGAGAUGCAAUGGCUUUCUGCAGACUUUGCCCAAGAGAGACGGUGGAAGAGAGGGGUGGCUAGAAAGGUAGUACGGAUGGUUAUGCGACAUCAUGAAGAGCUAAGGCAAAAAGAAGAAAAGGCAAAGAGAGAUGAACAUGCCAAAAUCAGGAGAGUUGCUUCUUCUAUUGCAAAGGAAGUACGGGCUUUCUGGAGUAGUGUUGAGAAGGUGGUGCAGUACAAACAGCAGUCAAGGCUGGAGGAAAAAAGGAAAAAGGCUUUGGACCUUCAGUUGGACUUUAUUGUUGGCCAGACAGAAAAGUACUCUGAUCUCCUCAGUCAGUCUCUUGCACCCACCAGGCCCACUGAAACUGUUCCUGUGACCCCUCAGAAAUCUCAGGCUACUGUUGAUGAGGAUGACAGAGAUUUUGAGCCUCCAUGUGAGGAGGAGGAUGAUGAGGAAACCAUAGAAGUGGAGGAGCAGCAGGAGGGCAAUGAUGCUGAGAGCCACCGAAGAGAGAUCGAACUGCUGAAGGAGGAGAGCAUGCUACCUUUGGACCAAUUGCUCAGCACCCUCAACCUGCCACAGGAUUCAGGGUCAGAGGAAGAAUGCUCUGAUGAAAGCUCCUCAUCAGCAGAGGAGGAAGAGGAGGAUAGGGAAUUCACUGCCAAUGAAGAGGAUGCUGAGGAUGAGGAGGACACCAUUGCUGCUCAGGAGAAGGUAGAAGGAAAUGUAGAUCAUGCAGAAGAGUUGGAUGACUUAGCCAAAGAAGGCGACAUGAGCAUUGAGGAACUGCUUGAGAAGUACAAAGGAGCAUAUAACUCUGACUUUGAGGCACCCUCUGUGUCUGGCUCUAAAGCAAGCUCAGAUGAGGAAGUGUCUGGGGAUGAGGAGGAGGAGACAGAAGAAGAUGAGAGUGAUGCGGAAAGCAACACUUCCUCCUCAGACUCACCAGGUGACAGUGACGAAGAAGACAGUGACAAAGAUGAACAGAGUGAAGAAGGUGAUGAUGAUGACUGUGGAGAUGAAGGAAUGGAGAUCUUGCUAAAGGAAGGAGACCAUAGCCCAACAUCCUCUGGCUCACGGCCAAAGAAGGAAAUUAGUCAUAUUGCUGCUACUGCAGAGAGCCUGCAGCCUAAAGGCUACACCUUGGCCACUACCAAGGUUAAGACGCCCAUCCCUUUCCUGCUUCAUGGUACAUUACGAGAAUACCAGCACAUUGGUCUGGACUGGUUGGUCACGAUGUAUGAGAAGAAGCUCAAUGGCAUUCUGGCUGAUGAGAUGGGGUUGGGAAAGACCAUCCAGACUAUUGCUCUGCUUGCUCACCUUGCCUGUGAAAAAGGUAACUGGGGCCCUCACCUCAUCAUUGUGCCCACCAGUGUGAUGCUGAACUGGGAGAUGGAGUUGAAGCGCUGGUGUCCUGGUUUUAAAAUUCUCACGUACUUUGGCAGCCAGAAGGAAAGAAAGCUAAAGAGACAGGGCUGGACGAAGCCUAAUGCUUUCCAUGUGUGCAUCACGUCAUAUAAGCUGGUGCUGCAGGACCAUCAGGCAUUCAGACGCAAGUCUUGGCGCUACCUGAUCUUGGAUGAGGCGCAGAACAUCAAGAACUUUAAGUCUCAGCGCUGGCAGAGCCUUCUGAACUUCAACAGCCACAGGCGACUGCUGCUGACAGGAACCCCUCUGCAGAACAGCCUGAUGGAGCUGUGGUCUCUGAUGCACUUCCUCAUGCCCCAUGUCUUCCAGUCCCACCGUGAAUUCAAAGAGUGGUUCUCUAAUCCACUGACGGGAAUGAUUGAGGGCAGUCAGGAGUACAACGAAGGCCUGGUCAAGCGGCUUCACAAGGUGCUGAGGCCUUUCCUACUCAGAAGGAUCAAAGCUGAUGUGGAGAAGCAGAUGCCCAAGAAAUAUGAGCACGUGGUGCGCUGUCGCUUAUCUAAGAGACAGCGAUUUCUCUAUGAUGAUUUCAUGGCACAGGCCUCGACGCGGGAAACUCUUGCCAGUGGGCACUUCAUGUCUGUGAUUAACAUCCUAAUGCAGCUCCGCAAAGUGUGCAACCACCCUAACCUGUUUGAUCCCCGACCGAUCCAGUCACCUUUUAUCACACAGCCCAUUGUUUUCCAAACGGCUUCCUUGGUGAAUGAUGCCCUGGAGGUCUCCCCUUUAAAGCGCUGCGACCUAUCCAUUUUUGACCUUGUUGGUCUGGAGGGCCGUGUGUCCCGGUACCAGGCAGACAUCUUCCUGCCCCAUCAUAAGGUCAGCCGCCAACUAAUCCAAGAGAUUGUGGACUCUCCAGAACCACCUCCAAGACCUAAACCAGUUCGCAUGAAAGUCAACAGGAUGUUCCAACCUCCUCCUAAAGGUGACAAUCGGCCCGUCCUGCUGAUGAACAAACCUACCUGCCCUGUGUCCCCUGCUACUCAGACCCCCAAACCUCCUCCAGUUACUGAAGUCACUUCAACUCCUUCAUCUGCUCCUGUCGUUCAACAAGUGGUCUGUUCAGUAGCACCCACACCUCCUCCACGCCCCUCAAUGCACCCCACUGCUCAGACGGCAGUGAGGUCCAGUACUCCUAAACCAAUGCUGACUGUACGGCCACCCUCCGCUCCCUGCACACCAGGCAUUCCAGCUCAUCCAAGUCCAAACCCCAGCAAUGUCAUGCCCCAGAGAGUUCUGCUCAGUCCAGAUAUGCAAGCUAGACUGCCAUCGGGUGAGGUAGUGAGCAUAGCUCAGCUUGCCUCUUUAGCUGGACGACCUGUGUCAUCAUGCCAGGGGAGUAAACCUGUCACCUUCCAGCUUCAGGGCAACAAGCUGACUUUGUCUGGAGCCCAGAUCCACCAAGUACCUGCAGCUUCUCCACGCCAAGUUCAAGGUAAUGUGAUGCACCUGGUAUCCAGCGGGGUGCAGCACCACCUCAUUAGCCAACCUGCCCAGGUGACUGUACAGACCACAGCCAACACACACCCUGUGAACACCACCUCUCCCACUCCCUCUACAAAUCGGCUGCCUCAAAAUGCCUCCUCACAAGUGCCCCCUUCCAUGGUGAGCAGCUCUGGAGUUGUGAAGAUCGUUGUGCGUCAAUCAGCAGGCAAGGAGGGCGGGCCUGUGCCCACCCUGGCAGUGGCCCCUUCCCCUCGUGUUGUUCCUCAGGCAUCACCUUCACCACACCCUGACUCCAACACACCUCCUAUCAGAAACACUGCUCCACUACAGAUUACCCAGCGUACCCCUGGCCCUGCUACUGCCACCUACACUAUAGCUCCACCCAGAAACCCUAGCUCUACCCCAAAUCAGCCCCAACCCCCUCGCCCUGUCUUGAAAGUAGUGCAGCCUCCCUCAUCAAGCACAGAGCAGCCAGCUUCAGUCCAGACAACGGUUACAUCAUCUGCGUCCAAGUCUUCAGCUGCACCACGUGACAAUAGCAGCAGUCAAACAGCACUUCCUCCAAAGGCAAGGCCCAGUACAGGUGCAAAGGUUUACCCUCUAAGCAGGAAAGUGCCCCGCCCACCCCCUCGAUCUCCAUUCUACAUGUCAUGGCUGGCUGAAAGCCAGAGACAACAACAAGACAGCAAAUUGGACUUCAUCUUGCAAGUUAACGAGCGACACUGUGGGGCAAAGCCUGUGUAUGGCCUGGAAGUUUUAAACUUUUUGACAUUUCUCCAUGGACCCCAUCUCUCACCAGCCCCUCUGAACCUCCUCUCUCAAGGAGAGUGGGGUAGAUCAGGUCACAGCAGCUGUCUGUUUGCACAGACGCAAAACAAAAAUGACUAUUGGUUUCAAAGUCACUCUGUGAGAGAUGUCAUUCACAGCAUUGAGGAGAGACUGGAGCUGCUCACCGACAUUAUCGACAGGUUUACAUUUGUGAUACCCCCAGUGGAGGCUCCCCAGAUCUCCAUGCACUGCUGUCAUCCUCCACCUUCUCAGAGCCACAAACAGACCGUCUUCAGCUCCAUGCUCUCAACUCAAAUUGCUCCCCUCACUCGCAGUCUUCACCGUGUCCAGUGUAACAUGAGAACUCAGUUUCCAGACUUGAGACUCAUACAGUAUGAUUGUGGUAAGUUGCAGACACUCCAUACUUUGCUGCGAAAGCUUAAGACAGGAGGCCACAGGGUGUUGAUAUUCACUCAGAUGACGCGCAUGUUGGAUGUAUUGGAGCAGUUCUUGAACUACCAUGGACACAUCUAUCUCCGCCUGGAUGGUAGUACCCGUGUAGAGCAGAGACAGGCCCUCAUGGAACGAUUCAAUGCAGAUCGGCGUAUCUUCUGCUUCAUUCUGUCAACUCGCAGUGGAGGUGUAGGAGUAAACCUGACUGGGGCUGACACAGUCGUUUUCUAUGACAGUGACUGGAACCCAACCAUGGAUGCCCAAGCACAGGACCGUUGUCACCGCAUUGGCCAGACCCGAGAUGUUCACAUCUACAGGCUAAUCAGUGAACGCACUGUAGAAGAGAACAUUUUAAAGAAAGCCAACCAAAAGAGGAUGCUGGGAGAUAUGGCUAUUGAAGGGGGAAAUUUUACCACUGCCUUCUUCAAACAGCAAACCAUCCGAGAGCUGUUUGAUGUAAAUGAUGGGGAGAAGAGGGAGAUGGCAGUAGAGUUAUCUGUGCCCCAGGCUGAUGAGGAGGAGGCUGUCAACAAACAAAGCACCACCAUUCUGGAGCAGGCCUUGUGUCGUGCAGAGGAUGAGGAAGACAUAGUAGCAGCCUCACAGGCCAAAGCAGAGCAAGUAGCUGAACUAGCGGAGUUCAAUGAGAACAUACCACUGGAUGAUGGAGGUGACCAAGAGGAAGUGGAAGAGCUCUCCAAAGCAGAGCAGGAAAUUGCUGCAUUGGUUGAGCAGCUCACUCCUAUUGAGCGGUACGCCAUGAACUUCCUGGAAGCCUCAUUGGAAGAUGUGUGCAAAGAAGAGCUUAAGCAAGCUGAAGAGCAGGUUGAGGCUGCCAGGAAAGGCCUGGAUCAGGCUAAGGAGGAGGGCCUCAAACUGCACGCUUCCUCUGAUGAAGACGAAGAUGAUUUCUUGUCACCACCAGCUUCGGUUGAGCCUGCUCAGCCAACUCCAGCCCGCCGUGGGCGCAGACCUAAGGACAGGGACAAGGAGAAGACUGUCACCUCCACAAGAAUGAGUGGUCGGUUGCGUGGAGCCUCUCCUGACACAGAACCUGAGCCGACAACCCCUAGAGAAGUGCCUGAAAGACAUCGCUUUGGUCUGAGAGGAAGAGGAGCUGCCAAAGACACUGGGACUGGGCCCGCUACUCCACUACGCACGGAGCAUCACAGAAGCUCAUCCACCAGGCUCCAAGAGUCCUCCAAAUCUUCAAAAGCUUCAUCCCCUGCCAGAGAUCAUCAGACUGUUAAAACGAGAUCUCUACCAAACCGCUCCCAUCCAAGUCCAGUGCCUUCCCCUACGACAAGCUCUCCUCCUGGGAAUAAACAACAUUCUGCUGGGGAGAUUGACAGCAAGAUUUCCAAAGCAGGGAAAGAGGCUGGUGAUGAGACUGAAAGACAAAUGUCAGAGUCUUUAUUGGAGUCUGGCUGCCCAGUUGAACAGCAAGCAAAAGAUAAUGAAGGAAAAGAACAAAAUACAAUGUCUCCCCCCUCCAUCAGUUCACGAUCACCUCGUAAGCGCCAGUCAGCAGAUGUUGAAGUCCUUAAGGGACUUGUUGAAGAUUCUCCUUCAGCCAAAGUCCUACGAAAACUUCCAGGAAGGCUGGUCACAGUGGUGGAAGAGAAGGAACCAAGAAAGAGAAAGAGGAGAGGAAGUGGCACUGGAGGUGGAGGGUCUUCUGAGGAGGCGACUUUAGAGGAACAUGCAGCCACACCUGAUGAACCAAGCAAAGACAAUAUAUCUCCAAGUCCUGACAGCAAAACUAAAGAGACUGUUGCAAAAACUCCUCAAGACCAAGACUCUACUCCUGCUGUUUGUCCCACUCACUUACAACCUGUUAGAAGUUACCCCCCCUACUCUCCACCUCAUCUUUCUCCAGACAUGCCAGUGUUGAGAAACCUUCCUGUACGGCGCAGGGUGGAAACUGAAUCUCGCAUGGCUGCCCAGCUGGGAGAACAGCUGCAUAGAGGCAGGGGAGGUAGCCACGCCAAAAAAACAGACUGCAAAGAAACAGCUUCUAGCUCUACAGACUCAAAUGUGAAUUCCCUCUCAACACCUUUGAAACGAAGAAGGGGCAGGCCCCCUAAGACUCCACCUAGAAUAACUGACACUGACCAAACAGCAAGCCCUUCUCCACAACCCACCUCGCCAAGUGAAGAGGGGAAUCCCCCCCUCUCUCCGAAACGUAAGAGGGGUCGACCCCUCAAAGAUUCUACAUCAUUGCCAGACACUGAUAGUGCAGAACAGAUCUCUAUAACAGAAACUACCAGUAUUGAUGUAUCUGACACAAAUUUAAACACCGAAGCUAGCACAGAACAAAUGGAUACAUCACCUAAUGAACCUGAGAAUCCUGUUGCUGUCAGCACAAGUCAGGCUCAGUCUACCAAAGCUGAGGAUUCAGACACAAAGUCUGAGGUAUCAGCUUCAAACCCAAUCCAAGCCUUUGCAACAAAAACAGAUCAAAUAGACACGCCAGUCCAAGCCUCUAGCCAAUCACCUACAGCACCUUCACUCCAGAUGACCACACACGUUCCUGAUACUAUGUCCACAUUAGUCUCAGCUGAAGCUGUUACUUCACCUCUCGCAGUUACUGGUCUUGGAACAACAUCUGCCCAAGUUUCUCCUUUACCUUCUCUCACAGUUUCCACUCCUGCUACCAUAUCAGGCACUGGCACUAUUACAACUAUAUCUGUAUCAGCCACUGAUUCUGCUGGCAUUGCUAUUUCAGUAACUUCUAAAGCCUCUGAUGAGCCAAAAGUUGCAUCUUGUGCAGCAGCGUACACAGCAGGACCAGAACCUGCCACCACCACCACAGCAGUUCCCUCUGUAGCCACUACCAUUCCCACCAAACCAUACACUCUUUUAACCUUGGACUCUGCCGGUGCAGUUCCACCAACAGGCCCUAUUACAAUAAUUACAACAGCUACAACAAUGAUUUCAGAAGCAGAAAGCCUUACACCAGCCAUCCGCACUACAGUGAAAUCAAUGUCAACAGGUAAAACAUUUCCUGUAAAGGACUUGCAGCAGACCAUUGCUCGGCCAUCCACAACCUCUGUCCUAAACACUGUAACCUUCAUGUCACCCACCACCCAGACAUUCACUAGUAUUACUACAUCAUCACCAAAAUCAGUGUCACAGCCCCCACCUACAGCAGCAACUUCAGUAAAACCAGUACAAAUGAAUCCAUCGUUUCCAAAUGUGACCAACACCAGUGCUGUGUCAACACCAGUAACAGCAGUAACAGCACCUGUUGUGAAUACAAUUCAAACAUCCCAAACGAGGACAGCUGCCAAAGUAACUAAACAAGUCACUUCCCCCCAAAUGUCAAAAAGUGUGGAACAUAUACAGGCAGCAAAUGUUAGAGAGGCUGAUUUCUCCAGAGUUACAUUGCCGCCAUCAGGUUCAAUCUGCACUACUUCUCCAGCAACAGUGUCUGAAAGUGUAACCACAACAUCAGAGGCAAAGACAGUACAAACAGAGGGAGUUAAAUGUAUCCCCUUAGCCCUUGAAAUGGCUCAUUCAGGAGGCUGUUCCAAACAAACUACACCUGUUUCCCCUGUAGCAGCUGUAGAAAAAACUGAUAUCAUCGCCCCAGUAAAAACUUCAGUAGGUGGUAUACCAGCUCCACUAACUACUGUCAUCUCAGUUACAUCAUCCUCAACUAAACCACAUGCUACAAAUGUCACAACCACACUGCUGUCACCUACCGCUUCUUUGCUGUCGACAACAGCAUCUGGCAAUGCCAAGACAGUUACACUUGUUGCUACCACCCAAAGCUCUCCACUCAUCUCUUCCUCUGUACAAGAAUCACCAUCCACAGUUGUUUCCUCAGAUGUGUCCACACUGCAAAAGACAGAGAAUCUACCCAGGGUACCAACCACUGCACCCUCUGUGGCCUUGAGUACAAAGCCCAGUUUGGAGAAGCAGUCUCAAGAGGGAACAUCUACAACUGACGACUCUGAUAAAGGAACAAAAAUGGAAGUAGAUACCUUAGAGCUUGAUAUAAAGAGCAGCAAAGGGGUGGAUGGAAAAAGGCAGGAUAUUUCUGAGUCUCAACCCAAAAGGAGAACAGAGAGUUCCUCUGUGACAAAAGACACAGAGCCAGGGAAAGAGGGAACUAUUAAAACAACUAUUCCUCAGAAAGUAGAACCCAAACAACAAAUGGUGGAAGAAGGAAUUGCAGAUGAGAAAAGUAUCCUCCAGAAAAGGCCCCUCAGUCGCCAGAGUAGUCAGGAGUCCACUCGCUCUUCUUCGCCAUCAUCUGGAUGCUCUACAUCCACCCUCACUCGUCAUGCUCAUCACAAGAAAACGUAUGAGAAUAGACAUGCUGCAAAAAGGAGGCGAGUAGACAUGACCUCUGAAGCAGCAAAGGAAGAGAAAAAUGAAGAGGAUAAGGAAAAGGAUGAGAACAGAGAGGACAGUGUGAAGGAACACAAAACUACCUCUCAGAGAAGACGUUCUAGAUCUUCCUCUUCCUCCUCUGACUCUGAUUCAAGUGAAAGCAGGAAAGAACACCGGUUGACCCGCUCAGCAAAGAGGAAGCUACAGGACCAAGAACCAGAAAAGGGGAGCAACGGGCAAGGAAAGAAACCUGCUCGCAGCACUGACAAAAAUGCAUCAAACAAUACCACUACAUCCACAGGUGGCGAGUCUGGCAGUGACACAUCUUCUGUUAGGACAACAAGGAAGUCUGGAGGACUUCAGCCUUUACAAGACAGUAAACCUCCAGCAAACAGCACACCAUCUUUGCCUCCAGAGCCUGAAGUUCUUGGAAAGAGGUGCUCAGCGCUUAAUGCAGCAGCCAAGCUUCUGGCCAUGAAAGGUAGGGUGGACACCCCUGGCCACACUCCACGGAAAGAUUCAGGGACUAAAGCUAGUGGGUCAUCCUCUACAUCCUCAUCUGAUAAGAACCAAAAGCCUAAAAUCAAAAGCACCUCCCCUCAAAAUAACUCUGUAAAUAUUACAAAUAAUAAAGGCACUGUCAGCAAACCUUCUACACCCAAUCAAUCAAGUCGCCCUGCAUCCCGUUCCACCAGACAGUGCCCUGGUUCUCUUGUCCCACCCCUUGAAAUGGAGUACAAAAGAUCUAAAACAGAAGAAAAAGAGAGAGGCAGUAGGAAGUCCUCGGGAGGAAAGGACGGCGACACAGAGACACGGUCUUCAUCUCGGGGCCACAGUGCCUGCAGUAGCAUUAGCAGUGAUAAUGAGGGUGACGGCGGUGGGCGCAGCAGCAGAAGCCGCAGUAGUAGCAGCAACAGCAGCCAACGCACCCACAGCAUCAGCUCUCAGAACACAGAGCACAGAGAGUCCCACUCCCGUGCUGCAUCCUCUGGCAGCGAGCGUGAAAGAGAUCGGAGCUCAGAGCGGGCGAAGUCUAGAGACAAAAGAGAGAAGCAGGGCCAAGAGAGGGAGAGCCGCAAGGACAGCAAGAAGCCCACCAAGCUUCCACAGGAAGUGACCAGCAGCUCUGGAACAGAAGGGACUCCAGACAGAGUGCUGCGAAGUGUCGCAGCACUCGCAGCGGUGCAGGCUCGAUCACCAGCAGCAAGCACCCGCUCGUCCUCCAGUCAGCAUCGUCACAAUAAGACAUGAGAGGAGUGUCAAAGGGGGUAAAACAGAAGCGAGAGUGUACCGAACAUGAGCAUGUCAUGACCUCCACGGUUCGUCUGCGCUCUCAUUAAUGCAAGGGAACUAAGUGCUGCACAAGCUCGGGACCUCCCUGCCUCAUGGGCCCUCUCCCUUUCCAAUCGGAGCUAGUCCCCUUGCCAGCUCAGCCAUUGUCAGCUGGGGGAAGGCUCAGGGAAGCUGGACUGAGAGUAAAAAAAAUAAGCGGCGCCGUUACUGUGCGUCCCUAAGCAAAGAGAGACAGUUCAGUGGAUAAAAUCACCACUGAGGUAAUAAAGGCAAGUUGUUUCACAUUCUGUACUGUAAUCAUUAAGACUGGAACGCUCAGAUCCUAUGUGUUUCUGGGAUGGGAUUAGACUGCACCCUUUAUUAGGGUUAUAAAUGAAACGUCAUUUGUGUGACAUUAAAAUACUUUUGAGUGACCAGUUGUAUUGUAAGUUGGAGGUUUUAGAGCAUUUGGUUUUGAAAAUCUUGUCAGCUGUUCCUGACUAUUGUUUUUUUGUAGUCAGUUGAUAAGUUAUGCAUAUUUUAUUAUUUCUUCCAGGGUAUUAGGAAGAGAACAGGUCUGUCAAUGUGAUCUUUGCUGCACUAUGCUGGAGUUGUCUUUGCUUGGGCCCUUUUUUCAUGCCAGAUUCUGUUCAUUGGACUCUUUAAAUCCAGCCUUGAAUUUCUCAUUUGCACAUCUGAUGUGGCCCUCAGCCUUCAGUAAAAUGUGUUAUAGAAAUACGUUAUUCAUCAACUCCAGCCAAGUAAUUGAUUCCUGGUACCUUACAGUGUAUCUCUACAGGUUCUUAUUGUAUUAAUUGAACAUGUAAAUUGUCGGGUAAAGUCCCAUCAUCUUCUUGCUGAUACCAGAGAUCUGCCAACAGCGAAAACUGAAUCCCUUUUCUUUAUGUUCCCAAAGGCAGUUGUUGUUAUGGUCCAGUUCGUCAUGUAUUUAUAUUAAAAGGACAAGUAACUGUCAUUGGAAAUAAGAGUGCCUCUUAGGCCAAAUUGGUUUGAACCUCAGAUUGCCUUGUGAAGCACCUGAAGCUGUGGUGUUCAGCUUCUUGCAUUAUUAUAACAUGAAAAAGCCAAACUUGAAAAAAAAAAAAAAAUCCCUUACCCUUGGAAAACAUCAAGGAAAGUACUCCGUGCAUCAGUGCUACUAAUUUGCUUUAUUUUUCCACCAUAUCACCAUCACAGCAUUGUUCAUUCAUGUAAAAUACUUGGACAAAAUAUGUGAAUAAAAUUUACUGGUACAGCUCCAGAUGACUGUAAAUUGAUUUACUUUUGGACUUGUCAAAGAUGUUUUCAGAUGGUUGAUAUUUGAGGGGAUGGGGUAGUUUAUGGUGAUGGUCUUAUUUUGAUUUGUCUCAUUCAUUUGUUGCAUUCCUUUUGAUCCCUUGUAAUUCCAUUACAAAUUGUUUUACUUGAAAAAUUAAGACAAUUACAGUUGAAUAAAAAGACCAAAACUUA
Messenger RNA from Sphaeramia orbicularis (orbiculate cardinalfish), 15501 nucleotides. It is a transcript of the gene srcap, whose product is annotated as Snf2-related CREBBP activator protein. Gene Ontology annotation, biological process: chromatin remodeling. NCBI's taxonomy places the organism in Eukaryota, Metazoa, Chordata, Actinopteri, Kurtiformes, Apogonidae. The transcript has 34 exons. Gene Ontology annotation, cellular component: Swr1 complex. Gene Ontology annotation, molecular function: ATP hydrolysis activity; histone binding; ATP binding. Bases 1120 to 14010 code for a protein of 4296 amino acids. The record is from RefSeq and is a predicted model, not a curated record.